Messenger RNA from Caenorhabditis angaria, 1145 nucleotides. The record is from the annotation of a GenBank genome assembly. NCBI's taxonomy places the organism in Eukaryota, Metazoa, Nematoda, Chromadorea, Rhabditida, Rhabditidae.
AUGUAUCUCCUGUUAUUCAUCUGGUUAAUUCCCAAAUCAUUUUCUAUUGAGAUGGUUAUAACUUGGGGAAAAUUGACAAAUGAUACAGUUUGUGAUACGACUAUUAAAAUAGUUUCAAGUAGUCUAUGCUUCGAUUAUUGCAUGGAAUCUGACACGUGUUAUGUGAGUUUUUCUCACCAAACUUCAACACAACUUCAAAAUUGAGAGACUUUGUUAUAGAUUGCUCAAGCUUAUGGAACUCUUUGUACAUUGUGUGGUCCAGAUUAUCCCUACCCAAUUCAAAGUUUGUCAGAGGAAAAUGCAAAUCGAACAAAAAUUGCUUUCAAAGCAACUCUCACUGAAUGCCCAUCAUCACCAAAUUCAACAUUUUCUUCGGAAAAUUUUACAAUGGAGUUUUCGCAGGGAUAUUGGCAGCUAUUCAAAACCACCACAACGUCAACUAUCUCCUCUACUACCUCCAAAAUGCAAGUGUGCCGAGAUGGAUGGCAAAAAUUCACCAGAGUAAUGGGUGAAUGGUGUAUUCGUGUUUUUCGUGCAGUUUUUAGCUAUCAACAUGCAUCUCAGAAUUGUUGUGCAUUAGGUGGUGUUUUGAGUGGGAUUGAGAGUGCAGAAGAACGAACAUUUAUCAUUAGUGAGUUAGGAUAACUCUGAGCAAACAUUUCGAUUUGAAAAUGAUUUGCAGACAAAGGAAUGGCCAUUUUGUAUGAAAAUGGCAUUAAUGAAGGUUCUCUUUGGAUUGGUGCUCACAGAUCGACAGCAUGUAUGUAUAACAAUUCGACUCUACAGAUUUGUGUACCCAUGGUCAACAAGGCGUUUACCUGGACUGACGGUUUCACAACCGGGAAAUCCAUGAUGACUUGGGUUCCGAAUCAACCAGACUAUGCUGGGUAGGUCUAGAUAUGAAUUUGGUGGACCUUCAAAAAAAUCUCAAUUUUUGCCAGUAAAGUUUGAAAAAAACUCACAAAAAAUAGUGUUUCAGAAAAAAUGAGGCGUGUGUUCAAAUGGUACUAGUCAAUAAUGCAGUUAGUAUUGAAGGCGCUGUUUCGGGACAGCUUAACGAUAUAUUUUGUACGGCAACAACAUCUGAGUACAGUUUGAACUAUAUUCGCGGUUUUGUUUGCGGACAGAAAGCGUACUAUCCGUAG